Sinocyclocheilus grahami is the source of this 1758-nucleotide messenger RNA. RefSeq names its product prostaglandin E synthase 3a (cytosolic) (gene ptges3a). Gene Ontology annotation, cellular component: cytosol; nucleus. Gene Ontology annotation, biological process: chaperone-mediated protein complex assembly; telomerase holoenzyme complex assembly; protein folding. Bases 249 to 728 code for a protein of 159 amino acids. Lineage: Eukaryota; Metazoa; Chordata; Actinopteri; Cypriniformes; Cyprinidae. The record is from RefSeq and is a predicted model, not a curated record. Gene Ontology annotation, molecular function: prostaglandin-E synthase activity; protein-folding chaperone binding; Hsp90 protein binding. The transcript is spliced from 8 exons.
AGACGCGUUUGCCCAGGGCGCGCGCAGCAGAAGUCGCUAGAAACGUUGAGAUGCUGCGUCAUUGCGCGCGGCGCCAGUGAGUAGACUCGCGCGGAUCCUGUGCAGGUUGACAGAGCGGAGCAUAAACAGCUAGCUUCCGACUUUAUGCAUUCGCUUUGAUCUGACAGCACAGUUUCCAAACACUACCGCAGGCGAGAGGACGUGAGUGGCAACGCAGAUUUAGGUGAAAACCGAAAGAAGAUAUCGACAUGCAGCCAGCAACUGCCAAGUGGUAUGACAGACGGGAGGCUGUCUUCAUUGAGUUCUGUAUAGAAGACAGCAAAGAUGUCCAAGUUAAAUUUGACAAAACAAAGCUUGACUUCAGUUGUGUUGGAGGAACAGAUAACAUGAAACACCAUAAUGAAGUAGAACUAUUUGAGUCCAUUGACCCAAAUGAGUCUAAACACAAACGCACAGACAGGUCUGUUUUUUGCUGUCUAAGAAAAGCAGAACCUGGCAGGUCUUGGCCAAGGUUAACAAAAGAAAAAGCAAAGCUUAAUUGGCUCAGUGUUGACUUCAAUAACUGGAAGGACUGGGAGGAUGACUCCGAUGAAGACUUGUCCAGUUUUGACCGUUUUUCAGAGAUGAUGAACAGCAUGGGUGGGGAAGAUGACCUACCAGAUGUGGAUGGUGCAGAUGAUGAGGAAUCUGCAGAUAGUGAUGAUGAAAAAAUGCCAGACCUUGAGUAAAGGAAGAGCAAACCGUCAUGGAGAAGAGAGCAAGAAUUUUCACUUAACACUUAAAUGAAGAGAGAGACUAAAUUUGAGUUGGUAGCCAUUUAAAAACGGCAUCGUUUUUGAAACUGUUUUUCAAGGUCUUUCUGCAGAAAGUCACAAGGGAUUCAUUUUUACUGUUGUGUUGAUGGCAACGUCAGCCCCUCGACAAUACAUUCUUUACUUUUCUGUUUUGCAUGGACAAUUACGAGCUCUCAAUGAUGUAUUGUGGACACCAUUUAUGGUCCGUUUACUCAGUGGCUUUUACAGUCUUGAGCUUUUUCCUCAAUGUCAGUGGGGUUAUUGCACCAUGUAACGUAUACAUUGUAAUUUGUAGUAAUGGAAAAAGGACAUGAAUGACUUUAUCGACAUAUUCUGCCUUCUCCCUCUCAUUCAAACUGUAAAUUUGAUUUAAUUGUUAUUUUGUUUGUUGGUGUUGAGGUUCCGAUUUCCUUGUGUGUGAGCGAAGGAAGCAUUGACACAUGCUGCUUCAUUGCAAAUGCCAGCCAAGACAUUUGAUUUUCAUUAGUGCUGCAUUUGAAAUCAGAAUGGCAUAUUCAAAGCCCUUGCACUGAUUCAUUGGUAAGCCCUUGUUUUAUGUGUUUUAGCUGCAGUUUUGCCCCUCAGAUAGGUUUAUUUGUUAAUCCAACAUGUUCAAAGUACAUAGUCCUGUCUGUACACGCUGCUUUAUGAAAUGAUUUCAGGUUGGCAGUUAGUAUUUGUUGUUUUGUAUCACACUUGGAUGUGUAGCAGGCAAUUGUACACUGGUUUCUUCCAUAUAUGUAAAGAGAAGUGGUUAAAAAAAGCAUAUGCCUCACCGCUGUACAGAACAAAGGUUAACUUCUCAAUAGAUGACCAAUUUGUGUUUGCACUCGUAAUAUCAAUGCAGGUGUGACUAAAAGAUGAAAACAAUGUUGUGACCUGUCAAUUCAGGUUUAUAAAUUUCAGUUUGUUAAACGCAGUGAGGUUUUUGUCUACAUAUUUCUAAUAAACCGUCUCUAAACAA